Molecule: messenger RNA, 1200 nt
Organism: Papaver somniferum (opium poppy)
Lineage: Eukaryota; Viridiplantae; Streptophyta; Magnoliopsida; Ranunculales; Papaveraceae
Exons: 2
Coding region: 1-1200 (399 amino acids)
Source: RefSeq, a predicted model, not a curated record
AUGGGUUCUUCUACUGUUGAUGUUAAUAACUCUGUAGAUCUUGUUAAUCCGGUUGAGGAAAGUCCUUCAAUAGAUCUUGUUAAAGGUACUGAUGAUAGAUGUGUUGCGUGGAGAUUCUCGUUAAUCGGUCGUCUUGAUUUGCUUCAUUUGAAAUUUUCUGAUGCCGUUUCUAACCUAAAAAGUCAGUGGAAAUUAGAAGGUCAAUGCAAAAUGAUUCCAUUAGGAAAAGGAUUCUUUACGAUCAAACUGGAUAAUGAGCGUGAUCAAAGUUAUAUCAAAGCUGGGAAAUGGGAAGUUCUUCAUCAGGAUCUAUGGAUUCGAAUGGAUACCCAAUUUUCGUCCAGAAAAUCAUCUGCUUUGAGUGAUCCUGUGAAAGUGGAUGAAGCUACCUUAAACUUUGAAAAUGGGUUGUAUGCAAGAGUUUUAGUCAAUAUCGAUUUAGCAAAGAAGGUUCCUCACAAGCUUUGGAUAAAAACUAAAUUUGGAGGUUUCAUGCAAGAUGUGAUGCUUACUAAGCUACCUAAAUUCUGCCAGAAUUGCAAAAUUGUUGGUCAUCUUCUAUCUGAGUGCAGAGUUAAGAAGGUAUCACAAGAAUCAAGUAUUUUACAAAACAACAACUCUCCAUUAUUUUGCUCAACAUCAAUGAAGUCUCAAGACAAAUUUGACUCUAAUAAAGCAUAUGAACACAAGGGCACUAAUUUUACAAAACCUGUAUCUCCAACAACAACAAUAUCUCCUCCAACCAACACAGAGAAAUUUGAUAUUUUCUUCACUCAUGUGACACAUAUUAAUCAACAAGAGGUUACUCCACAGCACUCAAGUAAUGCAGUUAAAAUUACUUCAAGAAGAUUUGGUUCAUUAAAUACAGUGGUUGAAGAAGAAAUUGUUAUCAAUAUAUCAGAGGAAGGAUGUACUCUUGAUCCAACAAAAAUAUCACAAAUUGUUGAAGAAAAUGCAGUUGAAAAGAGUGUUAUCAAAUACAUAAAUGGGAAGGAUGGUUCAAUAUCAGAGGAAAGAGUGCCUUUAACCUCUUGGUCAAGAAUAAUUCAAAAACCAGCUUCUUCAAAUGCAACAUCUAAUUCUGAAACACAAAAACAAGAAGCAGAACCAAAGGUAAAAAUUCUACAAGCUACCAACAAAUACAAUUUUAGGAAAAAUCAGGGAAAGGGAGGCACUAAAGGACUCCAUCCACAAAUAUGA